GUGGUGGAACGAUGGGGAAGAGCUCCAAGUCGAAGCGACGGGACGAGUCGUCCGAUGACAGCGACAGCGACAGAGAGCGGCGGCAGCAGCGGCGUGAGAAGAAGAGGAGCAAGAAGGCAUCCAAGAUCGUCAAGGAGAUGGGGUACUCGAACGACCAGAAUCCGUUCAACGAUGCCAACUUGACGGAGAAGUUUGUGUGGCACAAGAACAAAGGUCGGAGCAGCACAUCCGCCACCACCAAAUCCUCGUCGUCUAGCAAGCGACGUCAUGACGAACCUGACGAAGACAAGCGCGAAGAGCUCGUGCGGGAGAUCAUGAAGGUCCGUCGGCGUCGGGACGAUCGCGACGCCGAGCGGGAAGAGAUGGAGCGCCUCAAAAACGAAGAGAUGCGUCUGCGAGAUGCAUCGCAAUACGAAGACUGGCAGCAGAAGGAAGAAGACUUUCACUUGUCCCAAGCCCGCGUGCGAUCGCACAUUCGCAUCCGGGAAGGCCGCGAGAAACCCAUCGACCUCCUCGCCAAGAACCUCAUGCUGGCAUCGUUGUCGGCGGUCGCGAUGAUCGAUCCGACCAAGGCGCUGAAGGAUACCCUCGCGGAACUCAAACAUGCGCACGUCGAGCUCCGUCCACCGGAGGACCUGCUUGCCGACUUGGACGCGCGCGCACUGAGCGAACUGAAAGACGAGAUCGAAGUAUACAUGGAGCUGGAAGGCAAGACUGGCGAGCACUUUACGUUCUGGAACCUCUUGCAUGUGUUGUGCCAGCAUGACCUGCAACGUCUCCAUCGUCGGCAGAGCGGACGCGGCGCCAUCCACCGCGACGUGGAAGCGUCCAUCACAGAGAUGCUGCAGGACAAAUCCAGCGUCGAAUUGGACGAGCUCCAACACGAAAUCAACCAGACGUUGGCGGGUGGUGGUAGCGGUAUCGACGUCGAGUACUAUGAGAACGUCAUGCAAGAGAUCGCAGUACAUCAGGCCAAGGCGCAGCUGCGGGCCAUCCAUACAUCCCUACUCCAACGGCUUGCCGAUCGAGUCAAGGAACAAGAAGCAAAUGCCGCCGCGUCCAUCGCCGCCGCGCUACCCAACCAAGACUCGUCCAACGACAUGGAACUCUCGGAGAAAGCCAAAGCCAAGCAGCUGCUUGAACAAGAGUCGCAGGUUGACGACGAUAGCCGCGCCGCGCUCGCCAUGUGGACACUCGAGAUGGGCCGUGGCAACGAAGAUGCCGAGACCCAGUUGAUUGACCAGGUGGAUGUGGCCACUGCGAGGCUGGCGGCAUGGGCUUCCCAGUACCGACCGCGAAAGCCGAGGUUCUUUAACCGCAUCAAGACGGGGUACGACUGGAACAAGUACAAUCAGACACACUACGACGGCGAAGAGAGCGCGCCCCCCAAGAUCGUGCAGGGGUACAAGUUCAAUCUGUUUUACCCUGACCUGAUUGAAAAGUACGUCGCGCCCAAGUACACGUUUGACCCGAUCGAAGGCACGACCGAGUUUUGCGUGCUGCGCUUCUCGGCAGGGCCACCAUAUGUGGACGUGGGGUUCAAGAUCGUCAACCAGGAAUGGGAAUUUUCCCAUAAACGAGGGUUCAAGUGUGUGUUUGACCGAGGAAUUCUCCAGCUCCACUUUAACUUUAAGCGCCAUCGGUACCGUCGUUAAGCACGAUUGCGGCGGCGGCGGAUGCUGGCCUUUGUUGGAUAUCAAUCGAAUCCAGUUGAUUUGGAUAUUAGUUCAAAGGAUUUGGUUUUGUGCAAUACUAGUAGUUAUUAAAAUACUGGUACUAGUUUAGAGUUGCGAAAAGUCAUUACAGUAUUGGCGAAGGAUGCCUUCAAGAAAGCACAGUUUAAGCUUAUCUUAUGUAUAGUAUACAUAUUUC
Messenger RNA from Aphanomyces astaci, 1872 nucleotides. RefSeq lists its product as hypothetical. The transcript is spliced from 2 exons. Gene Ontology annotation, molecular function: protein binding. The coding region runs from base 12 to 1655 and encodes 547 amino acids. The record is from RefSeq and is a predicted model, not a curated record. Gene Ontology annotation, cellular component: cytoplasm; spliceosomal complex. Gene Ontology annotation, biological process: mRNA cis splicing, via spliceosome. NCBI's taxonomy places the organism in Eukaryota, Oomycota, Saprolegniomycetes, Saprolegniales, Verrucalvaceae.